CUACCGCGGCCGCCCUGCGCCAUGGCGGGCGGCGGGGCGCGGGCCGCGCGGGGCCCCGAGGCGCGCCUCAGCCUGGCCGCCUUCCUGCUGGGCGCGUCGGUGCUGGCGCUGCCGCUGCUGGCGCGCGCCGGCCUGCAGGGCCGCGCCGGGCUGGCGCUCUACGUGGCGGGGCUCAACGCGCUGCUGCUGCUGCUCUGCCGGCCGCCGCGCUACCAGAUCGCCAUCCGCGCCUGCUUCCUGGGCUUCGUGUUCGGCUGCGGCCUGCUGCUGAGUUUCAGCCAGUCUUCCUGGAACCACUUCGGCUGGUACAUGUGCUCCCUGUCCCUGUUCCACUACUCCGAGUACCUGGUCACAGCCGUCAACAACCCCAAGAGCCUGUCGCUGGACUCCUUCCUGCUCAACCACAGCGUCGAGUACACCGUGGCUGCCCUGUCCUCCUGGGUCGAGUUCACCCUGGAGAACAUCUUCUGGCCGGAGCUGAAGCAGAUCAGCUGGCUCAGUGUCACGGGGCUGCUGAUGGUGGUGUUCGGGGAGUGCCUGCGGAAGGCGGCCAUGUUCACGGCGGGCUCCAACUUCAACCACGUGGUGCAGAACGAGAAGUCCGAGAGCCACACGCUGGUGACCAGCGGCGUGUACGCGUGGUGCCGGCACCCCUCCUACGUCGGCUGGUUCUACUGGAGCAUCGGCACGCAGGUGGUGCUGUGCAACCCGCUGUGCGGCGUGGCCUACGCGCUCACCGUGUGGCGCUUCUUCCGGGACCGCACGGAGGAGGAGGAGAUCUCCCUCAUCCACUUCUUCGGCGACGAGUACCUGGAGUACAAGCGGCGCGUGCCCACGGGCCUGCCCUUCAUCCGCGGCGUCAAGGUGGACCUCUGACCGCGAGGGCCCGCCCUGCCCGCGGCCCCCGCUGCUCUCCUGAGGGACCACCCAGAUGCCAGGGGCCGCGGGGGGAGCGGGCGGGCCGUGUGCAGGGCCGGGAUUCGGGGUGACCCGGAGCAAACAUAGCAAUAGUCUCGGGGCCCCGCCCCGCACUCCUGAGCCACUGUGUGCUGCGGUCACCGCGCCCCCCGCACUGCGGCUUCCCCCGCGCGGCUCGUCUCCCCCGUGGGCGGCGGCUGUCUCAGGACGGGCACCUGGGCGGAGCCACGGGCUCCCGCGUUCCCAGCGCACUUACCAUCCGGUCUGUACCAGUAGCUGCACGGAUUCGCGCGGACGCCGCGGGUCAGAACACGCCACUGUGCCCGGAGGAAGCGUGAACGCCUCGGGGUCAGCUGCCUGGUGGCAGCGCCCACCAGACUCCGCCCGGGAGGGUCUCCGCACGCGCGGGAAACGCCCUCCUCCCUCUCCCAAGCACAGCUUCGGAGCCCCUGCUGCGAGGGCCCCCCGGCCACGGCCAGUGCUGCGCCGCUGUCUCCCGUCUCUCCGCCCCUCACACACGCUUGCGUCUAGCCGCGCCCCCUCUCCCACUCUCUCCCGAAGGGGUCCCGGCAAACGCAGCCGCACCCCGCAGGGCCGCUGACUCUUGGUUCUGUUUCCCAGUUGGGGGCUGCGCUGGGUUGUGUUUCUGCAAGGGAAGGUGUCGGGGUCCGUGUCGGGCCCCUGCCAGCGUCCCCACCCGCAACACGAGCCCCACCAGUGCAGGGAACCGGGGUGGGGGUCUCGGGCGGGGGGCGUGGCCAGCUCUCAGAGCUGCUUCAGCUGUGGACCGGGGAGGACCAGGGCGGGGCCCCGGCGACUCCUUUGUGCCGGGCGACCACCGUGGCCGGAGCCCCGAGGGGCCACCGCGAGAGAGCCACUCACCUUUCCGUGCCUACACGUCCCCAUCUGCGGGAUGGGGGGAUACCACCUACCUCACAGGGUGUUGCGGAGACUCGGAAGGACAGUGUCCAGCUUUGGCCCUGAAACCGGGACCCGCGGGAGGCCGCCCGGGCCGGCCAGACUGUGUCCACGCUUCUUUGGACGUGGCCGCGGUGCUUGUCCCUCCCGAGCCGCGGCCUGUGGCUUUCCCCUUCGUUGUCGUACCAAAGAGGGUUACGGGGCUGCCGGCUGUGCCGGGGCCGCCUCGGGCACUGCUGCUGGGCACCGGGCAGGGGGCCCCUCCGGGCGGGACACUCUGGCACCGGAAUCUUCAGGCUGCUCCUAACGCAGAGCCCAGGGCUGGCGAGGUACAGCUUCGGGAACACCCAAGAGCUGCUCCACCCGUCACCUCAUGGGGACCGCCCCGGAGUUCCCUGUGCCGCAGCCCUGCCCAGGACCAGGCCGCAGGGGAGCACGCACCGGCUGUGUUGGGGGUCUCGCCAGCGCAGCUCAGCGGAGAGGUGAUGUCCCCACCCCCUUCCUGCGCCGCGGCUCCCUCGGGAGAGUGAGCUGUGACCGCCAGGGAACCCCGCGGCCCCUCCGCGGUGCGGCUAGACUAGGGUCCCUGCUCCCCGCCCUGGGGGCCGCCGCUCCCAGGCACCUCCCUGCGGCCUUAGUGCACUGCGGUGGCCUCGCAGCCGGCCAGGCCACCCCGGGGGUCCCAAGCGCUUGCUUUUGAGGAAGCUGCCCCAUAGCUAGGAAAGUAACAGUUACUGGAGUAAUUCUUCUACUCUUCUUUUUACAUGCAGAAAUGUUUAUUUAAAUAUUUUAAAUGGAAUUUUCUUUCACAGAUACUAUUCUUUCCAAUUCUUAAAUAAAAUGUACUUGAUUUCA
Messenger RNA from Sorex araneus (European shrew), 2691 nucleotides. RefSeq names its product isoprenylcysteine carboxyl methyltransferase (gene ICMT). Bases 22 to 876 code for a protein of 284 amino acids. Gene Ontology annotation, cellular component: endoplasmic reticulum; membrane. The transcript has 5 exons. Gene Ontology annotation, molecular function: protein C-terminal S-isoprenylcysteine carboxyl O-methyltransferase activity. Gene Ontology annotation, biological process: C-terminal protein methylation. NCBI's taxonomy places the organism in Eukaryota, Metazoa, Chordata, Mammalia, Eulipotyphla, Soricidae. The record is from RefSeq and is a predicted model, not a curated record.